AUGGCAGAAGCUAAAAUUUCAGUGGCUGAGGAUCAGUUCAGCUGUCCGAUCUGUCUGGAUCUACUGAAGGAUCCAGUGACCAUCCCCUGUGGACACAGGUACUGUAUGAACUGCAUUACAGAUAACUGGAAUAAAGAAGAUCAGUGGAGAGUUUACAGCUGCACUGAAUGCAGACAGACCUUCUGUCCAAGACCUGCUUUAAAUAUAAAUGUGAUGUUUACUGAAAUGGUGGAGGAACUGAAGAAGAAAACAGACCAGAUGGAUCAGUCUCUCAGUUACGCUGAACCUGGAGAUGUGGAGUGUGAUGUUUGUACUGGAAGGAAACGUAAAGCUAUUAAGUCCUGUUUUUUGUGUUUGGAAUCUUACUGUCAAACUCACUUUGAGCGUCAUGAGGAAUCUCGUUCAAGUAAGCGGCAUAAACUGACUGAUGCUGGACGAAUCCAGGAGAUGAUCUGCUCUAAACAUGACAGACUGCUGGAGGUUUUUUGUCGAACUGACCAGAAAUGUAUUUGUUUGAUUUGUGUGAUGGAUGAACACAAAACUCACGAUACUGUUUCAGCUGAAGCAGAGAGGACUGAGAAACAGAAUCAGGUUGGAGAGAUGCAAGAAAAAUGUCAGCAGAGAAUCCAAGAGAGACAGAAGAAGCUUCAAGAGCUCAGAGAGGCUAUUAAGACUCACAAGCGCUCUGCACAGGCAGCAGUGAAGGACUGUGAGAGGAUCUUUACUGAACUGAUCUGUUCAAUUAGGAGAAGCCGCUCCGAGGUGAUACAGAUGAUCAGAAAUCAGGAAAAAGCUGAAGUGAGUCAAGCUGAAGGACUCUUGAAGCAACUGGAGCAGGAGAUUGAUGAUCUGAGGAGGAGAGACGCUGAGCUGAAGCAGUUUUUACACACAGAUGAUUACAUCCAUUUCCUACAGAGUUUCCAGUCUCUCGCUGAACCUAUGGAAUCUACAGGUGUUCCCAGAGUUGCUGUCAGUUCUGUCCUCCCUUAGGAUGAUGUGAGAAAAUCUGUGUCUCACUUGAAAGAAAUACUGGAGGAGUUCAGUAAAGAGAAAAUAGAACGGUUAUCUGGUCAAGUAACAUACAUCGACAUUAUUUCCAAUAAUGAACCCAGGACUAGGGAGGAAUUCCUACAGUGUAAGUCACAUUGAAAACACACACACA
Sinocyclocheilus anshuiensis is the source of this 1162-nucleotide messenger RNA. Its product is annotated as E3 ubiquitin/ISG15 ligase TRIM25-like. The record is from RefSeq and is a predicted model, not a curated record. The coding region runs from base 1 to 990 and encodes 329 amino acids. Gene Ontology annotation, molecular function: zinc ion binding. The transcript is spliced from 5 exons. Lineage: Eukaryota; Metazoa; Chordata; Actinopteri; Cypriniformes; Cyprinidae.